UUACCAGGGAAACCCUAAUAGGUCGUUUCAUUUAUUAAAAUUUCCUUUUGGUUCUUUGGUUCUUGCUAACUUACUAAUUGUUGUCCUCGAUGGGGCGUUUUUGCGCCUUUGUUCUUGUUCUCGUGAUUCACAGCUCGGCCGCUGAAUGUCCGCCGGUUGGAUGUACGACCAUUUUGGGCCGACGCAGUACGUUCAUAGGCGGUCAAGUACGGGAUGGCGUAAUUACGAGACCAUUUUUUGGUCACAGGUUCCCUAGUUCUCAGACGAUAGUCAAUGAUCAGAAGAUCUGCAGAUACCAAUUUCUGUUCUUUGUUCAUCCGACCCUUUGAUGAAAUCAUGAUUUGAUUGAUUCCAAAGCAAAGUAUCAAGCUCCAACACGCCAAUGAUUAUCAAAAGAUUUACGGUUAGAUACCCGUCCGCUCUUUGUCAUCCCUCGAUUAUCA
Messenger RNA from Suillus subalutaceus, 443 nucleotides. RefSeq lists its product as uncharacterized. Lineage: Eukaryota; Fungi; Basidiomycota; Agaricomycetes; Boletales; Suillaceae. Bases 90 to 329 code for a protein of 79 amino acids. The record is from RefSeq and is a predicted model, not a curated record. The transcript has 3 exons.